Messenger RNA from Sclerotinia sclerotiorum 1980 UF-70, 2121 nucleotides. RefSeq lists its product as hypothetical. Gene Ontology annotation, molecular function: nucleic acid binding. The coding region runs from base 1 to 2121 and encodes 706 amino acids. The record is from RefSeq and is a predicted model, not a curated record. The transcript has a single exon. NCBI's taxonomy places the organism in Eukaryota, Fungi, Ascomycota, Leotiomycetes, Helotiales, Sclerotiniaceae. Gene Ontology annotation, biological process: DNA integration.
AUGGUAGAACCACUUACGGAGAUGACAAAAAAAGGUGUGGGAUUCGUUUGGAAUGAGAAGGCGGAGCAAGCCUUCCAAGAAAUCAAGGAUAGAUUCACCAGGGAACCCAUAUUGUAUAACUAUCAUGACGAUCGGGAGAGUAUCAUCGAGACGGAUGCCUCCGAUACCUGUGUAGCAGGAGUCCAUCUCCAGAGAGACGACAACGGGAAACUGCACCCAGUCGCUUAUUAUUCUAGCAAAAUGGAUAAAACAGAACAAAAUUACAACAUCUAUGAGAAGGAACUUAUGGCUAUAGUCAAGUCACUGAAACAUUGGAGGAUCUACCUCCAAGGGGCUAAAUUCCCAGUAAUCAUCCACACUGAUCACAUGAACCUACGAACCUUUACUACCACUAAGGUCCUGGAUAAUCGUAGAUUAGCUCGAUGGGCUGAGGAAUUGGCCAGUUUUGAUUUGAUAAUCAAGCAUGUCAAAGGCAAAGAUAAUGCAAGAGCAGACGCGCUGAGUAGGCCACCAGGUUACGAGGAUGAUAAGACCUACCAAGAGACGGCAAUCCUGAAGGCAUUACCAAAUGGGGAUCUCGUUCCGAAUCUAACGGAAAUCGCCGUUUUAGAAAAUAAACCAACGGAAGUCUGGAGAAACAAACUCAUAAGGGCACAACAGAACAAGGAAGGUGUCAAAUGGCCUGAGCCGCCAGUGACCGUUGACGGAUUGAUACGAGUAGUAGGGAAAAUAUGGCUACCAAGUAGCAUUGCUCCCGAAUUCAUCGAGGAGCAGCAUGCGUUGCCAGCUCAUGGACAUCAAGGAGUACGAAGGACGUACUUAAGAAUUAAAAGACAGUAUUGGAGUCCGGGACUCCGAACCAUGGUCAAUAAAGUGGUCACCGAGUGUGAUACCUGUAUUAGGAACAAGGCUUCCCACCAUGCCCCCUACGGACAGAUGCACACAACCGAAAUACCACCAUCACCAUGGAAAUCAAUAUCAUGGGAUUUCAUAGGACCAUUACCUAAAUCCAAGGAUCCAACGACAGGAGUAGAAUACGAUUACCUUCUAGUUAUCAUAGACCGGUUAACCAAAUACAUGAUAUUAGUACCAUGCAAAACCACUUUAACUGCAGAAACCCUAGCAGCUAUAUUCCUUAAAGAGGUCAUUGCAGUACAUGGAUUACCAGAGGAGAUACUCUCAGAUAGGGAUAAACUCUUCACAUCAAAAUUCUGGUCCGCCUUAGUAGCACUACUAGGCGUAAAAAGGAAAAUGUCUACAGCAUUCCACCCACAAACAAAUGGAGGAAAUGAAAGAGUAAACCAGGUUGUUGAAGCUUACCUUCGCUGCUAUGUGAAUUACCAACAGAACAACUGGGUAGGACUACUACCCUUAGCACAAUUCGCAUACAAUAGUUCCGCUUCAGAAACAACACAAGUCACCCCGAACUACGCCAACUUUGGGUACGAACUGGUCGCAUAUCGAGAACCUGGCAUUCCAGAAGUAGAAAACCAAUCCGCCAUGGUACAAACAGAGAGACUCAAAGAAGUUCACAAGGAACUCGCAGCCGAACUUAAGUUCGUUGCUGAAAGGAACGCUCAUUACUACAACAAAAAGCGUAGUCAGGAGCCAACGCUAAAAGAGGGGGAUAAAGUCUAUUUACUUCGAAAGAAUAUCGAAACUAAGAGACCAAGUGCGAAACUGGACCAUAAAAAACUAGGACCAUUCAAAAUCAAGAAAGUUAAAGGACCCUUGAAUUAUGAAUUGGCGCUACCAAAGAAUAUGAACAUCCAUCCAGUAUUCCAUAUAUCCUUGCUCGAACUAGCACCACCAGGGGCACCUAAAGCCCCUGAAACAGAAAUCAUAUCCACAGACCAGAACGCCGAGUACGAGGUGGAGAAUAUACUAGAUUGCAAAUAUAUUAGAGGCAAGGUCAAAUAUUUGGUGAAAUGGGAAGAUUACCCGGACUCCGAGAACACGUGGGAACUGGAAAAAGACCUCAAGCACCUUGAGAAGUUUGAGGAGUUUCGCCGACAGAAUCCGAAUUUGCCCAGAAAGAAGGGGGGUUCAACGCGGCCUGCACGGAAGGAGAAUUCAUCGCACUCAGUAAAGAAGGGUCGAAAGAGUCGAAACCAGUCGUAG